Sporothrix brasiliensis 5110 is the source of this 519-nucleotide messenger RNA. Its product is annotated as apoptosis regulation protein. The transcript is spliced from 2 exons. Gene Ontology annotation, molecular function: RNA binding. The coding region runs from base 1 to 519 and encodes 172 amino acids. Lineage: Eukaryota; Fungi; Ascomycota; Sordariomycetes; Ophiostomatales; Ophiostomataceae. The record is from RefSeq and is a predicted model, not a curated record.
AUGACGGACACAUCCCGGUGGAAGGCCACGGUCUAUGUGGGCGGUCUUGGGCCGCAGGUGACCUUGGCCAAUUUGCACGACGCCUUUAUACCAUUUGGCGACAUUGCUGAUGUUUCGCUCCCUAAAAACGAUAGGCAUGGUAAAAUCGACCGAGUGAAUGGCACGAACGAAGACAGCUCUGUCGCAGACGCAGACGCAGGCACUAGUAGCCACCGUGGGUUCGCAUACGUCGAGUUUGAGGAUGCCGACGAUGCUACAGAGGCCAUUGACAACAUGGACAAGUCAGAAUUUUUCGGUCGGAAUAUCAAGGUCAUGUCUGCCAAGGCACCUAAGACAUCAAGCGAGGGUUUAGGAAGCAGAACGGCUCUCUGGAACCAGGAGGCUUGGAUCGCACAAAGUACUGCCGCUGAGGAUGGACAAUUAGCUACCAAGCUGGGCUCUGGUAAUGACCCCGAGGCAACAGAGGACUCGAUGCAAGGGCUUGAGGGCCUGGAUGUUGCUGGACCGAGACCAGAAUGA